Molecule: messenger RNA, 2043 nt
Organism: Amblyraja radiata (thorny skate)
Lineage: Eukaryota; Metazoa; Chordata; Chondrichthyes; Rajiformes; Rajidae
Product: nicotinate-nucleotide pyrophosphorylase [carboxylating]
Exons: 4
Coding region: 899-1894 (331 amino acids)
Biological process (GO): NAD+ biosynthetic process; quinolinate catabolic process
Cellular component (GO): cytoplasm
Molecular function (GO): nicotinate-nucleotide diphosphorylase (carboxylating) activity
Source: RefSeq, a predicted model, not a curated record
UCAAAAACUGGUUUAUCUCUCCCUGCUAACCCCCAUCCACCCGCCUGGUCCCCACAACCCCAGACACACGUACUAACCACGAAUCCAUCUAUCACUGGACACUUGCAUUGGAAAUAUCCAUUGACGGCCUCCAUAGCCUUCUGUGGCAAAGAAUUCCACAGAUUCACCAACUUCUGACUCAAGAAAUUCCUGCUUUAACGAACGUCCUUUCAUUCUGAGGCUAUGAAGUCUAGCCCUAGACUCCCCCCACUGUAGGAAACAUCUUCUGCACAUCCACACUUUGCCAUCCCCUCUCACCCUCUCUUCUUGAUCUUGCAGGAGCUCUCCCUCGCUCCGAAUAGCUUUAGGCGUCUCCACUGGGCACUAAGGGGAUACCCUUUGGCCUCCAUUAUCACCUGAAUAUGAUCACCAGUGGUAACGACUGUCUUUGCCCUUACACAAUCCAAGGUGAAGACUGGACGGGUCUCGCUCCGUCCCCAUACUCUCUCUAUCUCUCUCUCCCCACCAUCCACCCCGUCUCUCCCUCUCUUCUGCGCUCGCUGCCUCUCCAUCCAUCUGCACCACUCCCUAACCCUCCCUCUCUCCCCACUCCCUCGUUCUCUCCACCGUUUCUAUCCCACUACCCCAUCUUUCUCUGCCCCAAUCCCACUUUACAACCUAAUAUCUUCACCCCACUCCCUCGAGUUGUCAAACUGCAAAGGGCACACAGAGAGGAUCUACGAGGAUGUUGCCUGGGCGAGAUGGACAGAGCUGCCGGCAGAGAUUAAACAGGCUGGAACUCUAUGCAUUGGAGCUCAGGAGGAUGAGGGGUGAAACGUCACUCAUGCCUUCUCUCCAGAGAUGCUGCCUGUCCCGCUGAGUUACUCCAGCAUUUUGUGUCUAUCAUCUGUAUAACAUAAUGAGAGGAAUGGAUUGGGUACAGGCAUUCUCAUGUCCAGAAAGGGUGAAUCGAGGACUAAAGGACAAAGGUUUAAGACUCGCCAUGGACCACUCUCCGGACCCGUCCCAUCUUCUCUCCCCCAUGGCCCUUCGCCGCUUGGCCCGCUCCUGUCUGCUGGAAGACUGCCCACACUUUGACUGGGCUGGGGCGGUGGUGGGAGAGGGGCGGCGACUGGCCACGAUCCUGCUCAAGUCUCCGGGGGUGCUGGCCGGGAUCCCGUUUGCGGUGGCUGUCUUCCAGGAGCUGGGACUGAGGGCAAACUGGCUGCGGACGGAGGGCGAGUGGAUCGGCGACCCGUGUCCGGUAGCCCAGAUCUGGGGGCCAGCCCGGCACCUCUUGUUAGCCGAGAGGCCCGUUCUCAACCUCCUGGGCCGGGCGGGGGCGAUCGCCAGCGUGUGCCGGAGGGCCACGGAGCGAGCCUCGUCCCUGGGGUGGCGGGGAGCGCUGGCCGGCACCAGGAAGACGGCGCCGGGACUCCGCUUGCUGGAGAAACACGCCAUGGCGGUGGGCGGUGCUCAACCUCACCGACUGGGGCUGGGAGACCUCAUCAUGGUGAAGGACAACCAUCUAGCCGUGGUGGGGGACGUGGACAAGGCUGUCAGAGAUGCCCGAGCCUUCGCCGGCAUCUUCUGCAAGGUUGAAGUGGAGGUGAGUUCGCUAGAAGAAGCCCGUCAGGCCGCACGGGCCCGGGCCGACAUCGUGAUGCUGGACAACCUCACUCCACAGGGCGUCCGGGAGACGGCACGGGCUCUGAAGGAAGAGUUCCCGACCCUGCUGAUUGAAGCGAGCGGAGGAAUCACCGAGGAGACCCUCCCUCUGUAUCUCUGCCCGUUUGUCGACGUGAUCUCCCUGGGGUCCUUCACGCAGAACUUCACCGCUCUCGACUUUUCCAUGAGAAUCGAGCCGGAAAUUGGAGGCGAGCCUGAGCCAGAUUCGGGAAUCCCCAGUGACUGAGGCGUAUCUCGGUCGCCUCCCGAUUAAUAGGGAAAUGUAGAGAGAGCGAAAGAGAGAGAGAGAGAGAAAAUGAGAAAAUGGUACUCCUUCUCCCAAUUCAACGCCCCUCCCCCAAACUCCACUUUGAUAAAGGCUUACUUGAAACAUUC